AUGCCAGCGUCACCACAGCUGCCACAGCACUCGCGACAGUCAUCUGUUGCCGAUGACCAUAGCGAUUUAGCAAAUGCCCGCAGACAUUCUAAAUCGUCUGUCAGUGACGUUGCGACCCCAUUCCGCAAUAGCCUUACACACCAAGAUACACUGGACAUCAGCAUACUCACAAGCGGGGGUGGCCAGGCCAGCAACGGCAUGGGAAACUUGGCAGACGAGCUCGCGGAUGCCUUUUCAGACUCUGGCGAAGAAGACGACGGCGUCCUGGGCGAAUUUUCAGGCGACGGAGACAACGGGGGAGUCUUGAAGCUUGCCGGUACUCGCGAUUGCGGAGUUGACGUGAAUGGUACUGCUGCCAGCGAUGGAGAGAAGACCAAAGACGCUAAGCUUGCUGUCCCCUCCCCCCCGAGACGUGGGCACCAGAGGAAAGGGAGCGAAUAUGAUGGCAGUGAAUAUGGCUCUGAAUCCGAUCUAGAUGCUGCUGGUUUCACUGCGAAUCUACUUGCUAGAAUCGAUGCUGUGGAGUCUCUGGUUCGUCGUGGAACAGAAAGUUAUGGCGGACCAGAAGAUGAGGUCUUUAAACGAGUAACCAAUAGCUUGCGUGACUUAGGGUCGCAGUCAAGCGUUGAGGGGAAUGCAUCACGGCUCAUCACAGCGCAUACGGCGCUUACUACCCACCUUGCACACCAGACUCGUCAGCUCCAUAAUCUGACCUUCCCUCUGUUGUCACCUUUGGCAUCUGCACCUGACCUCGAUACGAUCGACGACUUAUUGCCUCUUUUAGUGUCGCUGCUAGAAGCCAUGCCAACACCUUCAACCGUUGCCUUCAACUCCUUAGCAGCACUGCAUUCUGUGACAGCCGAACUGAUACAGACCUUGAGCUAUCUAUCCGACACUCUCCAUAUGUCCCGACAAACUGUUACCACGGCAACUCGCAGACUGAAGAGCUCGAGAGAACUAGUUGCCGAGCUGAGGAGAGAUGAGGAGCUAAGAGAAGAGGGAGAAAGGUGGCUUGCUCGGGGAAAUUGGGGUGAGAGAUUGCAGAAACGAGAAUGCGCAGGUGUUUGCGGAGAAGUCAUCGGCGGUUUCGAGGCGCCAGACAUGAUCACAUUUAUAGUAAUGAUGAAUUAUUCAACGUCAUUGCACAUCUGCUUCAAGCGCAGAUCAACUGCUCAUCUGGCGCGCAAGACGCGAUCUGUGUCGCGCCAGUUUCGCGUUAAGAGUACGACAAUGACCCAUGCCGAGCUAUUUUUCGUGAUAACAAUGGGUUUCAUGGUAGAUCGCCGCCAACGGCCCGUUCUGCAAGCCCGAAUACGAGGACAGCGUGUCGCGAAUCCUCCUGCUAUUAGCUGGACAAACAAUGAUACUCAAAAACUGGUGAUAGAGAAGGAAACUAAUUCUGCACUUGCCGCGACACGACACGAGGAGAGCUUGACAGUUCAAAACAACGUCCUAAUGCAUCCAGUACCUAUUUACCGCAGUACUGGUGGCCUAAGCUGGCGCGCCUGGGGAGACCCAGCGAUCCUGACAGGACCACCCACCACUGUCUCGCCCCGUAACCGCCUCCUCCCGCCCCCCAAGUUCCUUACCCAGACUUCAACCUCCCUCGUUCAUCAACUCCCCCGACUGUGCUCAGAGUCAACGCUUAUUGGUCCUUGGACUACCUUCUCGCUUUUGGAAGCAGAUGACACAGCGAUCAAGAUAGGCGUGCCAUAUCUAACUCUUUUCUCUACUGAGUUUACCUGUGACGAGCAGCAGCCCGUUGAUUGCAUCUACCAGCGCGUUUGCGCCCUCUACGACCGGAAACCUCCUGCUAUGAGCGAAGAAAAGUCUUCGUCCGUUGGGAGUGCGCAAGCAUCCUCGCCACUACCUGGUGGACGUGGGCGCUUAGAGGCACGCAGCUCUGUGGACACAACUUCAGCUCGUCGUAUUCGCGAUGGGCUAGGCAAUCGGGAUUCAACGAGGACAGCACGCUUUGAUACAGAUUCUAUCGAUAGUGCUCUGGCAAGGGAGAUGCAUCGCUCGCACCGGGAAAGCACGCCAGGCGCCAGCCCACGACGAAAGCGCCAGAGGAUCAAUGGUGAUAGGUUUAUUCCGAGCCGCUCCGGACAAGAUUUGCAGGCUAGCUUUAGUUUACUCCAUGAGGACGGCUCGCCGGCAACGUUAUCGAGGCAAAAGAAGCGGACGCCACAUGGCGAGCUACAUUUUCAAAAAACGGAGGAGGCAAAUCGAACAUUUUCGACACUGCUACGCGCAGAGAUGUUCGAGAGCUCCGUGCCACAGGCAACAUCAUCCCAUUCACCAGACAAUUCGCUCCCGAACACUUCAAGAAUAAACCCUGCUGAUGGCACACGGUCUCACACGCCACCGAACAAUACUCCGACCACUUUACUCCCAUCCUCGCUCACCCCAUCGACUCCACACAAGAAUCUCUUUACAUACAUGUCUCCUAGACAUCACCGUAUCGCUGGUCAUCCUACCCCCACCAAGACGCCUCAGAGCCGUCAUGGGCUAAACCUAGAUACUCGGGCGGAAAUUUACAGCUUAUCACCGGUACGAUUGGGCAGCCAACAAAUGCUGCUUAGCCCUCGAAAGCAACCACGCUCAGUCAAUAAAGUCCCUUAUAAGGUUCUUGACGCACCAGAGCUAGCUGAUGAUUUCUACCUCAACUUGGUAGACUGGGGCAGUGCAAAUGUACUCGGUGUGGGCUUAGGAUCUAGCGUGUAUAUGUGGAAUGCGCAAACAAGCAAGGUGAACAAGCUUUGCACGUUAGAAGACGACACUGUCACGAGCGUAUCCUGGAUACAAAAGGGAACCCAUAUCGCGAUUGGAACUGGCAAGGGUCUCGUGCAGAUUUGGGAUGCUGAAAAGACUAGGCGGUUGAGGACGAUGACAGGUCACACAGCUCGGGUAGGCUCUUUGGCGUGGAACUCACACAUUCUUACCUCAGGCUCCCGCGAUAGGCUCAUCUAUCACAGAGAUGUCCGGGCGCCAGACCAAUGGCUAAGAAAACUCGUUGGCCAUAAGCAGGAAGUUUGCGGCCUCAAGUGGAAUUGCGAGGAUGGACAGCUUGCCAGUGGCGGCAACGAUAAUAAACUCAUGGUAUGGGAUAAGCUGUCAGAAACGCCGCUGUGGAAAUUUUCGGAUCAUACCGCUGCAGUCAAAGCAAUGUCGUGGUCACCGCACCAGCGUGGAUUGCUCGCGUCUGGAGGCGGUACGGCGGACCGGCGGAUUAUCUUCCACGAUACAGUCAAGGGAUCCGUCAUCAACGAAAUCGAUACCGGAAGCCAAGUUUGUAAUCUGGCUUGGUCGAAAAAUUCGAAUGAAAUCGUCUCGACUCACGGCUAUAGCCAAAACCAAAUUGUUGUCUGGAAGUAUCCUUCAAUGCAGCAAGUUGCAAGUCUUACCGGCCACACAUACCGCGUUCUCUAUCUUGCAAUGAGCCCUGAUGGGCGAGUUGUGGUGACAGGAGCCGGCGAUGAAACACUUCGAUUCUGGUCGGUGUUCGGCCGAAGACCAGGCACUAAAGAAGACGGAGAAGCCAGCGGUGGGAAACUGGCAGACUGGGGUAUUAUUCGAUAG
This is a messenger RNA of Beauveria bassiana ARSEF 2860, 3582 nucleotides long. RefSeq names its product WD domain-containing protein. NCBI's taxonomy places the organism in Eukaryota, Fungi, Ascomycota, Sordariomycetes, Hypocreales, Cordycipitaceae. The transcript is spliced from 13 exons. Gene Ontology annotation, cellular component: anaphase-promoting complex. Bases 1 to 3582 code for a protein of 1193 amino acids. Gene Ontology annotation, biological process: positive regulation of ubiquitin protein ligase activity; positive regulation of anaphase-promoting complex-dependent catabolic process; anaphase-promoting complex-dependent catabolic process. Gene Ontology annotation, molecular function: ubiquitin ligase activator activity; anaphase-promoting complex binding; protein binding. The record is from RefSeq and is a predicted model, not a curated record.